AUGCAGGCGUGGGGGCGGCUGGUGUCGCUCAACGGAAGAUGGUCGGACGUUGAGCUGUCGCGGAACAAGAUGAAAUUCGGUAGGAACUCUGCAUGCCAGGUCAAGUAUGAUGAUAUGAGGAUCUCCAACUUGCACUUCUCCAUUGAGAAGAGCAGUGAAACAGAUGAGAAAGCUGUCGUGUGGGAUUACAGCACGAACGGUUUGUUUGUGAAUGGAAAUCUUAUUGGUAGGGGGAACAAGCAAAUGAUAGUGGAUGGCGACAUGCUGUCCUUGAUUGUUGUGCCUGUAAGAAGGUCGGACGGGACGUACCAUCACAGCGAUUCAUCGCUGAACUUCAUCGCAUACAAAUUUCAUUUUGUGAGCGAUGAAGAUGAGACCGUCGAUAUUGCUGAAGUGGAGGAGCAACCCGUAGCAAAAGUUCGAUACCGAGGAGUGAGAUGUGAUGAGGAGGAAGAGCUGGUGAAAGAAGGAGGAGAAAAGAAGACGAUGAAUCAUGAAGGCAUGAAACAAAACUCACAAAGUCUCAAUGAAGAAGUUCCUGCUCUUGCCUCCAACAAUAUAGUUCAUACCCAACCAAACGAGCAAACAAGUUCAUCGAACAAUCAUUUUCACUCCGGAAUGAAGGAGGAGAAGAGGAUGGAGACGACGUCAUCCAGUUCUCGAACAGAACAACAAGUAGCAGUCAAAGUUGAGAACCAAACGAAGGACGAGGUGGAGGAUGAAAAUCCACCGAGUGCAAAGAGGCAGUGCAUAUCACCAAGUGAUGCAUCGAACCCUCGCAAGAGCCUUGACUGGAGUCAGAAUGAGGAGAACGCGGGGAGCUUGCAAGAGUUCGAGGCUCGAUACGAGAAGACGAAUGAGAUAGGAGAAGGCGCGUACGCGAAGGUCUAUGUGGCGGUGAGGAAGGAUACAGAGCAGAAAGUUGCUGUCAAGAUCCUUCACCUUGCAAAGUUGAAAAUCAAUGGCAUCCGAGAUUCGCAGGUCCAAGACGAAAUAAACAUUCAGAUGAAACUAUCUCAUCCCAACAUUGUGAGGAUGCUAGAAUACUACUUCGAUGCGGCAACCAAACGUUUCUUGCUCGUGAUGGAACAUGUUGCCGGAGGAGAUCUCUUCGAGUAUCUCAUCUCAAAACCUGACGAAUGCAUCUCGGAGGAACUGGCGAGGAAAUGGUUCAAGCAGCUGCUUGAUGGUGUAGAAUAUUGUCACUCCAUGGAGGUGAGCAGGAGUGUAGAGGUCGGGGAGAAGUGA
This is a messenger RNA of Guillardia theta CCMP2712, 1248 nucleotides long. RefSeq lists its product as hypothetical. The record is from RefSeq and is a predicted model, not a curated record. Bases 1 to 1248 code for a protein of 415 amino acids. Gene Ontology annotation, biological process: protein phosphorylation. Gene Ontology annotation, molecular function: protein kinase activity; ATP binding; protein binding. The transcript has 14 exons. NCBI's taxonomy places the organism in Eukaryota, Cryptophyceae, Pyrenomonadales, Geminigeraceae.